Messenger RNA from Cynoglossus semilaevis (tongue sole), 4801 nucleotides. It is a transcript of the gene lcor, whose product is annotated as ligand dependent nuclear receptor corepressor. Gene Ontology annotation, biological process: regulation of transcription by RNA polymerase II. The record is from RefSeq and is a predicted model, not a curated record. The coding region runs from base 234 to 2345 and encodes 703 amino acids. Gene Ontology annotation, cellular component: nucleus. NCBI's taxonomy places the organism in Eukaryota, Metazoa, Chordata, Actinopteri, Pleuronectiformes, Cynoglossidae. The transcript is spliced from 7 exons. Gene Ontology annotation, molecular function: DNA binding.
CUGAGGGGGGAGGACUGAGGGGAGGGAGCAGCUUUUGGUGGGUGGGACAAAUAGGAGCCGUAGAAAAGGGGGAUGCUGCAGCCGCGGCCCCCUCACAUCUCACUCAGUCAGCCACUCCACCCAGCUAUAGAAUAAAAAAAGGAAGAAAAAAAAAAAAAAAAAAAGCACCGGUGACGUGCGCGCAGGGAAGCACCCAGCAGUAUGUGCGCGCCCACGGGAGGGGCCGACAGAAAAUGGCGAGUCUGUGCAAAAGGCAGCAAUGCACGAUAGAGAGGCGCGGCUUUCGGCAGGAACUUGACUCUUGGAGGCACAAACUCAUUCACUGUGUAGGCUUUGAAAGCAUCUUGGAAGGCUUGUUUGGGCCGGGACUAGUCAAAGACAUCACUCUUUUUCAAGACUGUGAGCCGGAGGAAGUGUCCGACUGGUCCUUCGAUGAGAACUGUCUCUUCUGCUGCUUAAGACGUGAGAAAGUGAAGGACCACAGCGUAGACAACAGUGGAGGCGUCCAGGUGCUGUCGGAGUGUGAAGACCUGAAACAGGAGCAGUCUCGCAUCAGCCGGCUGGAGAGACAGGCCCAAGACUUCCUCAAUGCUGUGUUCCACAGAAAAGACCUCCCAAGUUUUUCAGACCCUCACAUUCCUCUAGUGGCUCGUGAGAUCAUGCAGCGAAUGAUCCGCCAGUUCGCUGCCGAAUAUACCUCAAAAACUACUCAGGACGAUCUGCCCCUGCUCAACGGCAACAUGAAGGACCAAAGCCUACCAAGAGUGGCACCUCUGGCCCCGGCGCCGUGCUCCACGCCCGGGCCCCUGCCUGCGCCAAGCUCCCCUCCGUCGUCUGCCUCCUCCUCCCCCUCUCCACCCCCGGGGCCGGGCCUGAGCCCCGCCCCCGCCGACGGUGACGCUGUCGCCGUUGCUGCCACCUCAGCACCCACCUGCAUCCAAAGCAGCAAUGGCACAAGCACCAGUAACGGUGGGGGAGGAGGGGGAGGAACUGCUGCUGCCUCUGCACAGAACCCCGUCCUCAGCAAGCUCCUGAUGGCUGACCAGGACGGCCCGCUGGACCUGACGGUGAAAAAGAGCCAGGUUGAGAAGGAGCCCAGCCAGCAGGAUGGCGUCCUGGACCUCUCCACUAAGAAGAACCACAGCUCUUUUGGCCACAAGACCUUCCCCGGCUUCACCCCUGUGUCUGGGGUCAAAGGACGUGCCCUCAGGGUGGAUCAGACCUUGUCAGAAGUGGAUGAAAACGACGGCCUUCUGCAGAAAAGUUUGCGGGAUGGACUACAAGAAGACUACGACAACUCCAACUCCUUCAAACCCCCGAUGGCUCGUUCACUCCGCAUCAAGGAAGAGCUGCUCAGCCAGAAGCAUCGCCUGCUGAGCCAGCCUGCUGCGCUCUCAUUGGCUAACCUAGAGUCGGCCGGCUUGCUCAACCACGGGCAGUCCCACUCCUUGCUCGGUCAGAAGGGCUCGUCUUCAUUCUGGGGGAGCAAGGCCCACCUUGAAAGCCUGAUGAAGCUAAAACAGGCCAGUGGAGCUCUGAGUGGAGCCCUCAGUGACCUCAAAGAUCUGCCCACAUUCCUGCAGAACCAUCAUCACAGCCACCACGGAGCCUUCGCUCUCAAGAGUUCCCUCCACCACCACCAUAAUCAGGUCUCCAAGCCCCAGCACCACCACCAAAAUGAAGGUAAGCGAGAUCACGGUCACUCCCCUCCCGUGGACCUUAAGAUACCCCAGGUUCGGGGCAUGGAUUUGUCCUGGGACUCACACGCCUCUGAGCUGUAUGGCUACACCAUGGGGGUGGGAGGCAUCGGCCACGGAGAGAACACCCUGAGCCGGAAGCUGCGCGCCAUCCUGCCCAAGCAGAACCGCCGCGGGGGAAGCCUUGGAAGCCUGCUGGACGGAGCGUCCGACUACUGGAGCUCUGAGUUGGAACACACCAUUUCAGGACCGGCGUACUCCACCUCCGACGUGGAAGGGGACCCAAACUCCAAGCAGCCGAGGAAGAAGAGGGGUCGUUAUCGCCAGUACAACAGUGAGAUCCUGGAGGAGGCCAUAGCGGUGGUGAUGAACGGGAAGAUGAGCGUGUCCAAGGCGCAGAACAUGUACGGCAUCCCGCACAGCACCCUGGAGUACAAGGUCAAGGAGCGCAUGGGUACCCUGAAAAACCCUCCAAAGAAGAAGCUCAAGCUCAUGAUGAAAAUGGAAGGUGCAGGCCAGGAUUUUCCCCUGGAGUCGGAGAACACACCAACCUCUACCCCAAGAGAUGAGGUCCCUCCACCUGGAGCUGCGGAGCUCAAUGACAAUAUCAAAGAAGAGAUCGAUGACAAUUUCAAACCAAUCGACUAAACAAAAACCAACACAUGUAAACCUCAGUCAAAGACCUGGAUAAUUUAAAAGUGGAUGGGGCUUUAUUUGUGCCAAUUUACUUUGCAGUAUGUGGGUGAGCACAAACACAGGGAUAACAUGAGGAGGAUCCUUAAAACAAACUGGGAAGGAAAAAACAAAAAACCAACCAAUCAAGUGGUAUUUAACAAGCGUCACAAGAAGGACGCCGUACGAGCAUUUGUUUGGCUUUAACAUCCACGGGCUGAACAAAUGCUAAAGCUAAAGACUUUAGAUAAAUGACAAUUCAUGAAAUUUCCUUAAGCAUGCUGAUAAUCCCUAGCCCAAAAAAAAAAAACAAAACCCAAUCGUCCUUGUUCCUGAACUCGAUACACUGAACCAGUGCUGCUUAUAAACGCAGUUUUGGGCUUUGGACUAUUCCAAUUUGGGAGAAAGUGAGGGGGAAGUUUGAAAAUUAACUCACAAAUUGGUCCCUUUACCGCUCCCCUCUCUCAUGGAUUUGCUAGAUGAAAUUUGGUAAGUGAACUGUCUACACAACGUUUGGAGACGACUGCAAGGUUUAAUCGUACCACUGAUACUCCUCACAAGGGUUCUGACUCAAAACCCACUCUCUUAUUGCCAGGUAGCCAUGAUGCUUUAACUGCAAACCUUCUCUUUUCUCCUUAAGAUAUUCUGCUAGUCUCUGUGCGAAUGAAAGCAACAUUUACCCGUCCUUUUUGAACUAAAGAAAAGACACACAAAGAGUCAUUCAGGGAUGCGUGUGUGUGAGUUUAGUGGACACUACUGAUUACAACUGACUUCUUUUUCCUCUAUCCUUUCGUUUUGAUUUGAUUUUUUUUGUUUUUUGUUUUUUUUUGCUUUCUUUUGCACUACACUUUGGGCGCUUACAGACCAGGUUACCUCGGCAUUGUUGCCCUCGCAUCAUGCACUUAUUAUGGUCUGUCUCUCAAGCCCAGACGCAACCUCGCAAUGGGUCAGAGGGUGCACUUCGCCUGCGUUCGCUGAUCCAUGAUCAGAUUCUUGAGGCACUUGGAACCUCCGCUCUACCAAUGCACCAGUAGAUGGAUAAUCUGUUGAUGGAUCAGCUGGGACUCCAAGGCGUAAUGCUACCUCAUGGACCUUCUUUCAGUGUCUCACUGCUGAUCCUGGAAUGCUGGAGAUGCCUUCAGGUUCCCACCUCCUCCAAAUGGUACCCCGAAGUGAGCUAAUGGCGUCACAGCGAUCGUUAGCUGUCGAAGGCCUUUUAGGAUCAGAAUGUGAAACUCUGCUGCUAUUCAGUGAACUAUCUAGCUCUUUUAGACCUAGAGUCUUAGCCAACAACAAAAAAACCACAACAAUACAUUUCCGUUAUUUAUUUUUCCUUUGUUUCUAAUCAAACUAAGCGGACGCAGCUUAGCUGACGAGUUCAAAACAAAAACAAGACAUGUCUCCCUUGAACUUCAAAGACAGCUUUAGAGGCAGUUUAUUACAACCUUGUACAUUUAUAGUGGGGUGUUCAUUUCAGGUGGCGGGUGGGCAAUAUGCAGUGGGGAGGUGUAGAUGAUAGAAGAGCGGGAAAGGCAGAUUUUAAUAUAUUGUAAUUUAUUAUGACUGAUUAUAUAAGACCAAUCCUUGAAUAUGGGUGAUUUUUUUUCUUCUUUUUCUCCUCAUUUUAUACUCAGGGUAACUGAGACAGAUGAUGUUGGGUUUCAAAUCUUUCCUCUUGGACCUAUAGUAGACGCACGGGCGAACGACAUACGCCUGUUACUGAUGCAUUGUGGGCAGGGAGGGCCAUGGAAGCACUAAAGGUGAACAGACCUGCUAAUGAAUCAGAAAAAGACAAGUAAAAAUGCUGACGAUGGGUUUAUCGAUCCAGCUUCUGGUGUUGAACAUCCGAAAGAGCACUUUUAAAAAUGUAGUAAAAAACACGAGAGAAAAAAAAAUCUGCUUGAGGUUAUGCAUGUAGUGUAGCUCUUCUUCUCUGAGGGAUAUGGAGUAGUAAAAGCUUUAGUGCGUGGAGACUUUUAGAACGCUGCAGCCUGGAUCCAAAACUUCUCUACUGUCCUUCUCAAAUUACCUCCACGAGUCCAAUCCGACUGAAAAGAAAACUCGCAACACUUCUCCCUCGUGGUCGAAGCAGCAGGGAAAGAAAAAGCCUGUAAUGUUUUAACUCGGUGGAGGAGAACUAUCCCUCAGACAAAUCCUCCUGAAGGAGACGACAGUUGUGUUUGUACGUUGUGUUUUUGUCGUUUGUGUUUCUUGCUUCUUCUUCUUCUUCUUCUUCUUCUUCUAUGGAAAUUGUCGCUCUCGGCUCCUAACACUGCCUGGUGCUCACCCAGUGUGUGAGAUUUUUAACGUGAGAAUUGUAGCUCAGAUGAAAGGUUGAUACGAUUCACUCCGUUUGAAAUGUAUUGUGUUUAAUUUAUUUGAUCUGAUUAUUUUCUUUGGAUUCUUUUUUCUGUCUUUUCUUUUUUUUUUUU